AUGAAUGAAUUAAUGACAUAUUCGAAAGCGGGACAAAUCGCUCAAGAAGUGUUUAGUUCAUUACGAACUGUUCUUUCCCUCAAUGGUAAAGCUCGAGGUGCAGCAGCAUCAGUGUUUCGACUUAUUGAUGAGGGAAAUGAUGCAAGUGUCAAUGAAAUAGAUGUAUGGAAAGAGAAUACAGAAGCUAUUGAUAAUAUCAAUGGUGAUAUUGAAUUUGACAAUAUCAACUUUAGUUAUCCAUCUCGAAAAGAUGUACAAGUUUUGCGUAAUCUCUCUCUUCUUGCUCGUGCUGGUCAAACAACUGCUCUCGUAGGCUCAAGUGGCUGUGGAAAAAGUACAUGUAUAUCACUUUUUCUUCGAUACUAUGAACCAUCAUCGGGUCGAAUAAUGAUCGAUGGCCGCCCAAUAACAGAUUACAAUGUCAAACAACUUCGACAAAACAUUGGAGUUGUUAGUCAAGAACCUAUUCUGUUUGGUAUGAGUAUUUAUGAAAAUAUUCGUUUUGGUAAAGUAAAUGCCACACAAGCAGAAAUUGAACAAGCAGCACGAGAAGCCAAUGCACAUCAUUUCAUCAUGCAAUUACCAGAUAAAUAUGAAACACUUGUUGGUGAACGUGGUAUACAGCUAAGUGGUGGAGAAAAACAACGUAUUGCAUUAGCUCGUGCUCUUGUCAAACAGCCUACUUUCCUUUUACUGGAUGAAGCAACAAAUGCACUUGAUAAUAUUAGCGAAAAAAUUGUUCAAGAAGCGCUCGAUCGAGCAUGCAAAGGUCGUACAACUAUUGUCAUUGCUCAUCGUUUGACAACAAUUCAAAAUGCUCAUCAUAUAUAUGUAUUAGAUAAUGGAAGUGUGAUUGAACAAGGUACACAUGAAACAUUAAUGGCAAAAGAAGGAGGUAAAUAUCAAUCAAUGGUUAAAUGUCAACAAAUAGAAAGAAUCAAUGAUGAUCAAGAUGAUAUGAUGAGCAUACAAAAAACGACAGAAGAAGAUGAAAAGUCGAUAUUCGAAUGCUCUCGUUUACUUAGCGAUAGUCAAAUUGUUGAUGUGAACAAAAAAACUACAAGACCAUUCAGACGAAGAUUUGUCUUUUUAAGGCUCUUGUCAAUGACUAGUCCUGAAUGGAUCACGAUCUUGAUUGGUUGCAUAGCAUGUGUACUUAAUGGAGCAGUUCAACCUUUGUUUGCAUUUUUACUUACUCAAAUAGUGGAAUCAUUCAAGUAUUGUUUAACGUCUGAACGACGUCGUUAUGUGUUGGGUGCUAGUUUGUUUUUUUUGCUUGUGGGUGGUCUAGUAUGGAUUCUUCAUUUCUUUCAAUAUACAGCUUUUACUAUAGCAGGAUUGAAAUUGACGCAUCGUAUUCGCUCGAAAGCUUUUGCAUGUCUUCUUCGUCAAGAAAUUGCUUAUUUCGAUCAACCUGAGAAUGGUUCUGGUGCGAUUUGUGCUCGUCUUUCUUCUGAUGCAUCAGCCAUUCAAGAGAUGACUAGUACGCGAUUAGGAGCCAUCUGUGAAGCUGUUGCAUUGUCUUUUUUUGGAAUUCUAUUUGGAUGUUUCAUAAGUUGGCAAUUAACAUUGAUCGUUUUUGCUCCUCUUUUUUUCUUAUUCCUAAUUGUCUAUGGCCAAGUGAUUUUACUUUCAUGGGUGACUCAGCAAUCUGGCCUCAUUAAUGGACAAGCAAGCAUGCUUGUUGUUGAAAUUAUUCACAAUAUGCAUACAGUAAAACAUUUAUCAAUAGAAAAAGAAGUGUUACGACAAUAUUCUGAAUUCAUUCAUCAAGUAUUUAUAUUGUCUUGGAAAUCUUCGAUAUUAUUUUCAAUAACAUGUGGCAUAUGUUGGGCACUAUAUGGAUACUCUACGGCACUUCUGUAUUGGCGUACUUACGAUCUCUUUGAGAAGAACGAACUAGCCUCAAACCGUGUCAUAAAGUCUAGCCGUAUUGCUACAUCAAUCUCGGCUGCUGAAGCGUUUUUUGAUUUAUUUGAUCGAAAACCUACAAUAGAUAAUACAUCUACUGAAGGACGAGAAUUGCUUAUUGAUGGCAAUGAUAUUCGACAACUAAAUCUUCAUUGGAUUCGUUCUCAAUUCGGUCUUAUCAGUCAAGAACCAAUUUUGUUUGAUUUAACAAUUGCUGAAAAUAUUUCAUAUGGUUUAGAAAAUGUUCCAAUGGAAGACAUUAUCAAUGCAGCAAGAAAAGCUAAUAUUCAUCAAUUUAUUGAACAGUUACCUCAGGGUUAUGAAACAAAAGUAGGGAUGAAAGGCAGUUUUCUGUCAGGUGGUGAAAAGCAACGUAUUGCUAUUGCUCGAAUUCUUCUUCGUCGACCUAAAGUAUUGCUCUUAGAUGAAGCUACAAGCGCCAUGGAUUCGCAUAAUGAACAAAUUGUACAAGAAGCUCUUGAACAAGCUCAAACAGAAGAUUCUAGUCGAACAUCACUCAUUAUUGCUCAUCGUCUUUCAACUAUUCGUUCAUGUGAUUUGAUUUGUGUACUUGAUAGGGGACAUAUAGUGGAGAGUGGUACUCAUACAGAACUAAUACAACAAUGUGGUGCUUAUUAUAGAAUGCUUACUCAAAACAAUUUACAAUGA
Molecule: messenger RNA, 2580 nt
Organism: Rotaria sordida
Lineage: Eukaryota; Metazoa; Rotifera; Eurotatoria; Philodinida; Philodinidae
Source: the annotation of a GenBank genome assembly